Messenger RNA from Filobasidium floriforme, 3758 nucleotides. RefSeq lists its product as uncharacterized. NCBI's taxonomy places the organism in Eukaryota, Fungi, Basidiomycota, Tremellomycetes, Filobasidiales, Filobasidiaceae. Gene Ontology annotation, biological process: phosphatidylinositol dephosphorylation. Gene Ontology annotation, molecular function: phosphatidylinositol-4,5-bisphosphate 5-phosphatase activity. The transcript is spliced from 4 exons. The record is from RefSeq and is a predicted model, not a curated record. The coding region runs from base 161 to 3679 and encodes 1172 amino acids.
CGACACAAGGUCGUCACGACCUAAAGUGUCAAUCGUCACCAUAACGAUUCAACGUCGAGAUCAUGAAGUUGUCCUUCGUAUCACUCGACAGGCCGGCGUCUCACCGGUAGUCCCCGGAUCCCUACCUUCUUGAGCACCGACAAGCCAUCAAGACGCGAGGAUGAAUUCGUCCACCUCAACUCCCGUAUCACCAGCGGUCGGGCCGGGACCGUCCAAUCCACCUCAACGUCCUCCGAUCAAGAUCAAGAUCGUCAGUUGGAAUCUGGGCGAUUCUCUACCCAAGGGAGACCUCUCCCCGUUGUUCGGAGAAUUCCCACCUUACGAAGCUCCCGACCACCUCCCCCUCGAUUUCCCCGACUUUGGGACGGAAGAUGGGCAUCCUUAUCAUAUCAUCGUAGUUGCCAACCAGGAAGCCCCGACACAGAGUGGGGUACCUCGAGGGCUGGGAGGGGGGAUCACGAAAGGUCUAGCUGGGCAGAAGGAGAAGGAGAAGUUGAAGGAACGGGGGAAACUCCAGGGACAAAAGGAAGCGGAAAAGGCUAAGAAGGAUGCUCUAGCUGGAGGUGUCGCUUCAGCUGGGGGUAUCGGAGCGUUGGGAUUGGGAAUGCUCGACGUGCCGCCCCUAACAACGGGAAAGGAAGAGUUCUCCAAACAGGUCGAUGUGGAUCCUUCGGUCUUGAGCCCGACGUAUACGCCUCACCAUGGGCAUCAUACGGUCCAUGUGAAUAUGGGUACAAACAAGGGCUGGUCGGAUAUCCUCGAAGACUACCUGUCCCAUGGCAUACAACAAGCUGUUCAGACCAAUGGUCGGAACCGUGGAACAUCUCGUAGCAGCCGAGACUACAAGGACCUACCCAAACUCAACUUCUUGUCUACCUCGGGGUCCGAGUCUCCUGAAGUCUCUUCACCAGCUACCAUGACCAGACAAGAGUUGCCAGCGGUCCCCUCGAAGACGCCUAACGGCCUUGUCCCUCCUCCACUCGUCAACCGUUCUUCUUCUGCCCCGCCUGAUCAUCCCUCGUUGGCCAAAGAACAGCAGCCCGAUGGCUCGAACAAGAACGGGAGUGGGACGAGCGAAUUUACGGCGAUUGUCACCCCUAGCACUCCGGAUCCUAUCGCUUCUCCUCGUUCGGAACGAGCUCAAAUGCUAGGAUCUAGCAUCGAUCGGAUGCAUAACGCUUCCCCGUUGUCCAUGUUCUCGAUGAGCUCCGAGUCGACCGCUCCAACGAUGAGUAAAUCGACGAUUCCGGUACCGAUGUCUCCGGGGUCUUCCGGUGAGGACCAUGACAAGGAUAAGGAAACGGAAAGGAGGAAGGAGGAGAAGACGAAAGACAGGGAUGUCAAGCGGUCUUCUUCGUUACUCUCAACCCCAUUGUUAAGAAAAAGGGACAGCGCCAAACGCUUGCCACCCAUCUCGAUCCCGUCGUCUCACAUCUCUGCCAACUCUUUGCAAUCGGCCGUCUCGACACCGAGUGGUAACGUGCCCGAAGUAGGGCCAGGGCAAAAGCGCCGCGGAGCCGGACCUUACCAGUUCUUGGUCAAGGAACGUCUUCUCGGGCUUUACCUGGCCAUCUUUGUUCACAAGGACUGUGCUUCGUGGGUCGAAGGGUAUGAUCACGAUUUUGUACCCACCGGUCUGAUGGGCGGGAGGAUGGGUAACAAGGGAGCUAUCGGGAUCUCGCUCAAAAUGGCGGGACAUCGGUUCCUCUUCGUCUGCGCUCACCUGGCAGCCCAUGCGAGUCACAUGGACGCCAGGAUCAACAACGUUGACAAGAUCAAGACCGAGCUGGCGAGAGGUUUGGAUUGCUUCUUGUCCCCUGAAGAACUGGCUAUCAAGGCGCCUCCGGGCGGCACGGUCGAGGAUCUCGACGUGACGGAUAAGUUUGAUACGACGUUUUGGUUUGGUGACCUUAAUUUCCGCCUCGAAGUUUCGAGACUACACGCCGACUGGUUGGUCAAGCACAAAGAGUACGAAAAGGCGCUCGAGUUUGAUCAGCUUCGGAACGCCAUGCGGGAAGGCAAGGUGUUUGACGGGUUUGUCGAGGGGGACAUUGAUUUCGCCCCCACGUUCAAGUACGACGUCUGGCACUCGGCGAAAAAGAUGCGAAAGCGAGGGGAACUACAGGCGCGGGACAAGAACGUCUUGCCCGGAGUCGAGGAGGCUGAGCAGGGGGAAGAGGACGAGGACGACUCGCCGACAGACGAUCAGGCGAGCUUUGUCUCGGCUACGACCAUGACGAUGGAUAGACGGUGUUCGGUCGAUUCCAACAUGUGGUUGGCAGGGCAGAUCGAUGAGGAAGACGAGGAUGAGGAUGGCGAUUCGAUGAGCGGGGUGCGCACUGUCAGCCAACCGGUACGACCUAUCGCCGCCAUCGCCAAGACGGGUGCGAUCAAGGUCAAGCAUCGAUUCAUGAAGAUCAUGAAGAGCGCUAGCCAGUCGCCUGUUUCGAGCUCGCCUGUCAUGACACCUCGAUCGCAGUCGCCCACGCGAAGCAUGGAAACGGCGUCGUUCUCGCAAAAGAACUCGGACAGCAUUAGUCAGCAGCCUAGUCGGCUGAGCAUGGAAAGCACGAGACCGUCGAUAGACAGCGAGACAAGUCGGCCUGGUUUGACGAGGCAGAUUUCGAAAAACUUGAAAAGACGGCUGAGUGGGAGGGUGGCACAGCUGGAAGACUCGGCGAGUAGUAGCGAAGAGGACACACGUGAAGGAGUAUACGAUACGUCGUCGAAGCAGAGAGUGCCGAGUUGGUGCGAUCGCGUGCUAUGGAAAACACAUGUCGAGCAAGAUAUCGGUCCCCAACCACGGCAAUUCGAGGUGCUGAGCGGACAGGCUCGAUUCAAGCUAUUUGGCCAUGCUAUCGCACAAAAAUUCCAUCGCAAGACCCGAGAUGCCCGGGACCGCAGUGAUCAGCUUCAGACGAGGUUUACUCGGAUGAUGGCGGAUAAUCAUGGGCCAUAUAUGCACGCCUUGCCGCCUCCGACGACGAUCACGACUCCGGUCUUGGCGAAUCGGGAUUCUCUCGUUGAUGGCGAUGUGGAUACUCCACGAGCAUCCGUGUUCAGCACCAAGACGGUCGUUCCAGAUGCGAGAUCGCCCUCGCCCACAGACGCGACAAUGGGUUCGGCUCGGCCGAGACCGCAGUCGGUCACAAUGGUCGAAUCGCUUGCAACGGUGAGAGGGGACGGCAAGGUCGAAUCGCCCAUGGGCAUCACUCUGGGUGCCCCGAUCGUUUCGGAGCCCAAGGUCGCGUUGAUCUCGGCGCAGUCUGAGAAGCCUGAGUCGCCCCACCGCCACCAUUCUGGUCUCGAUGCAUACUAUCCCCAUCGAAAAGAACAGUCGUCCCAAUCGGUCCCACGCAGUAGAACGAUUUCUGGGCUGCCACCGCACGAUCCGACGCAGCAUGAUUUCUUGGGCGAGACCUCUUUGGCAUCGGCGCGAAGAUGGUUCAGUAACCUGCCUGGUAUUCUCUUGCAUCCACGUGGAUCUAUUGAUCAACAUUACGUCGCACCGGAAGAGCCUGUGGUCGCGCCAGAACCCGAGCCAGAACCGGUCGUCCGCAGGCGCAAGGGCGAAGUAGACUGCCUCGAAUAUACGACCAUUGACGAUGUCGGCAUGAGACGCUUGGAAGGUCGAUCAGACCAUCGACCCAUCAUCUUCGCAGCCGCAGUAUAUACAUAGAUGCCAAAUGACGACCCCUAAAUACUAAAUUCACGACCAAUGUAACGAGAUCAAGCAUGCACAUUUAUAAUUCAGGAAU